Fulmarus glacialis (Northern fulmar) is the source of this 396-nucleotide messenger RNA. RefSeq names its product meiosis/spermiogenesis associated 1 (gene MEIG1). Gene Ontology annotation, cellular component: nucleus. The record is from RefSeq and is a predicted model, not a curated record. The transcript has 3 exons. NCBI's taxonomy places the organism in Eukaryota, Metazoa, Chordata, Aves, Procellariiformes, Procellariidae. The coding region runs from base 1 to 396 and encodes 131 amino acids.
AUGGUGACUCAGGAAGCGCCAUGCAUAUCUAGAUGUCUGGAAGAAGCACAUUCAUUAGAUGAAUUCAGUACAUCCUAUAAAGAAGUAAUUAACACUAGUAACAUGAAAAAUUCUGAAGUUUCUGGAGUCAUGGCUAAAGCUGACAUCAAACCAAAAUCUAUAUAUCAUGCCAAAAAAUGGUCAGAUGAUGUAGAGAACUUAUACAGAUUUCAGCAAGCGGGAUACAGAGAUGAGGUUGAAUAUAAACAAGUAAAACAAGUUGAUAUGGUAGAGUGUUGGCCAGAAACUGGAUUUGUUAAGAAACUUCAGAGGAGGGAUAAUACAUUCUAUUAUUACGAUAAACAAAGAGAAUGUGAAGACAAAGAAGUCCAUAAAGUGAAAGUUUAUGUGUAUUAG